AUGUUGUUCCAGGAGAAUAUAACCAAUUGUGUUACUUUUCAGACCAAGUUAACCUCGGUUAUGGAUGUGUUAGCCAAAGCUGCAGUUGCAGAAAUAAGUAAAAUGUUCGAUGAUGGGUUUGCUGUUUUACGCUUAGAAAUGUGUCGUAGAGAAAAUGAAAUCGAAACGUUGAAACGGAGAUUAUUGUUUAUGGAGAACGAACGGCAAACGACGCCGUCCAAAGCGCGAGAGGCAGGCUGUUCUUCCACAUGCCCUUUGUCUUCCACCAGAACAGAGCAGGGUGAGCCAGCUCGUGUUCACUGUACCCAUAUAAAUAAAAUCAAUGGAUUAUAUUGCUAAGACUGUACUAGCUAGCUGAGUUUAGAAUGAACCAGUACAUGGGCUUGAGGAGACGAUAAAUAUGACGAGCACUGCUCUGACGCCCAGGAUACUUAAAUUUAAAGACCCAUUAACCAGCUCUACAAACGUUAUUAUGUUAAAAAAAAAUACGUUCGGUACUCAGCAAAAUAUGUAGUUUCGCAGAGCAACUAUAGUCAUUACUGCCCUUAUGCACGAUAUGUACUUUCAAAAAAGGUAAAUAACACCAUUUAUUUCGUUUUUGACCGCAUGCGGCAAAUCCACCGUCGGCACCUCCAAUAAAAUCACACAUUACUACUGCCUCGCAGGCUGAUCCACCAACAUUACAAUAUUCCGAAAGGUCAUUGAUUUUAUUGGAAGUGCACAACGGCAGUAAUGACUAGUUGCUCUGCGAAACUCCAUAUUUUGGUGAGUACAGAACCUAUUUUGACAUAACAUUCGCAGACCUGGUUAAUGGGGCUUUUGCCGCGUUCUAUUGCAAGUCGGAACUAGGAAACUCGGACAUUUACGACACGCUAAAUGUUGUCGUUAUACACGUGCCGCGUUCAACGACCAGCAAGUCGGAAAUGUCCGAGUUUCCUACUAACAUGAACGCAGCAUUUGAAUUGAAGGAUCCUGGGCGUCAGAGGAGAGGUCGUCAUAUUAAGCUUCUCCCCAAGCCCAGGAACUGGUUUAGGUUUAUGCUAUGUUCACAUGUUAGUCGGAACUAGGAAACUCGGAAAUGGCCAACUUGAUGAUGUGUUACUACAAUCAGUUAGCAAGGUGGACAUUUCCGACUUUCCUAGUUCCGACUAGCACUUGAACGGGGCAUUUGAGUAGAGCAAUCUGAAAUGUGUUGCUGUCCAUCUCAACUCAAGGGUAAAUUCUGCAAAAAUAUAUCAAGUAUUAACAAUAUGACUGACAAUCAUUUAUGCCUAGCUAGUGUAGAUAAUGGAUUUCAGUUGUUGACCUUGUUCAAUUGUUCAGUGCUCUCUGAACUUUUACAUUGAUUUUGACAUAUACUGACAGUUCAUUUAAACCUUUCCUAGGGUCCAAGGGGUCUGAUAAGGGUGCUGGUGAAAGGACUUCAUUUGAGCAGACCGCCAGAGACAAAGUUUUCACACCUAAAGAUGACCAACUGGAUGAAAAUAGACCACAGCCACUUGCAGAAGUAGAGGGGCUCAAUGAACAGGACAGGUCUGGCCACAGAGAUCAGAAGGGUAGUGGACUAGAAUUAGUGGUGAAGACAGAGCAAGAGGAGGAGUAUGACGUUAUUUCACUACAUACAUCAGGAAGUGAACAUGGCACAGAGAGAUCAGAUCAUCAGGAAACUGAGUUUGCCAUGAAUGACCGAGAGAGUCAGCUGUGGGCGUCUGUAUCAGAGAGCAACUUUGACUCUGAGGGUCCAGAUUGCUCUUAUGGUACAGAACAAUAUACACAGGAUCUCAAUACAGACAUACAGCUUAUUCAAAGUGCUGUGCAGGGUCUGGAUAGCGAUCCAUCAUCAGAGAUGGGGUACAUUAACAGACUAAUGAAAGAAGAGAUGCGAGCACAGUCUGUUUGGAAUCACCGAAGUAGGACCCCUACAGAUUUGGUUCAGGCACAACCAGGUCAGCACAGAGAGCAAACUAUGCACCCAGAGAGAAGGGAGGAUGGAACAACUACCAGAGUGCCGUCAGACAAACAAACGCGAGCCAAUGAGGGUGGAGCAUAUUCCAAC
This is a messenger RNA of Coregonus sp. 'balchen', 2056 nucleotides long. Lineage: Eukaryota; Metazoa; Chordata; Actinopteri; Salmoniformes; Salmonidae. The record is from the annotation of a GenBank genome assembly.